Molecule: messenger RNA, 2022 nt
Organism: Camelina sativa (false flax)
Lineage: Eukaryota; Viridiplantae; Streptophyta; Magnoliopsida; Brassicales; Brassicaceae
Product: putative nucleolar protein 5-2
Cellular component (GO): small-subunit processome; box C/D methylation guide snoRNP complex
Molecular function (GO): snoRNA binding
Source: RefSeq, a predicted model, not a curated record
CUUUAACAGCUAUAAUAGUACCCUCUUAAAACCCUAAGUGACUGUCCCGUCUCCGUCUUCUUCUUCUUCUUCUUCUUCUUCUUCCUCUCUUUCACAGCAGCAGCUGCAGCUUUGAGUAACUCAGACUUGAGAGUUUUGUGAAGAUGAUCAUACUAGUUGAGACACCGGCGGGUUUUGCCCUCUUUAAAGUGAAAGAUGAAGGAAAGCUCGCUAAUAUCGAGGAUUUAGCUAAAGAGUUUGAGACUCCAGACUCAGCACGAAAGAUUGUUAAGCUAAAGGCUUUCGACAAGUUCGACAACACAUCUGAAGCUCUUGAAGCAGUUGUUAAAUUGCAUGAGGGAACUCCAAGCAAAGGUCUGCGCAAGUUUUUGAAAGCUAAUUGUGAAGGUGAAACCUUGGCUGUGGCGGAUUCAAAGCUUGGAAAUGUCAUCAAGGAGAAACUGAAAAUCGACUGUGUUCACAACAAUGCUGUGAUGGAGCUUCUCCGGGGUGUUAGAAGUCAGUUUACAGAGCUCUUAUCUGGUUUGGGUGAUCAAGACAUGGCUCCUAUGAGAUUGGGGUUGUCUCACAGCCUUGCUAGAUACAAGCUGAAGUUUAGUUCUGACAAGGUGGACACCAUGAUUAUCCAAGCUAUCGGUUUGCUUGAUGAUCUUGACAAAGAACUAAACACGUAUGCGAUGAGGGUUAGAGAAUGGUACGGAUGGCAUUUUCCCGAGCUUGCUAAGAUCAUAUCAGACAAUAUCCUAUACGCCAAAUCUGUUAAAUUGAUGGGCAACCGGAUUAAUGCUGCUAAGCUUGACUUCUCUGAGAUCCUAUCUGAGGAAAUUGAGGCAGAUCUGAAGGAAGCAGCUGUGAUAUCCAUGGGAACAGAAGUCAGUGACCUUGACUUGCUGCACAUCCGGGAACUCUGUGACCAGGUUCUUUCUCUGUCUGAGUACAGAGCUCAGCUAUACGAUUACCUGAAGAGCAGAAUGAACACUGUUGCUCCCAAUCUGACUGCCCUGGUUGGAGAACUAGUUGGUGCUCGUCUAAUUUCUCAUGGAGGUAGUUUAUUGAACCUUUCCAAGCAACCUGGAAGUACCGUUCAGAUACUUGGAGCUGAAAAAGCUCUCUUUAGAGCUCUUAAGACAAAACAUGCCACACCCAAGUACGGUUUGAUCUACCACGCGUCAGUUGUUGGUCAAGCUGCACCAAAGCACAAGGGAAAGAUCUCGCGGUCAUUAGCUGCUAAAGCUGCUCUUGCUAUUAGGUUUGAUGCACUUGGUGAUGGCCAAGAUAACACUAUGGGACUUGAAAAUCGAGCUAAGCUUGAAGCAAGGUUGAGAAAUCUGGAAGGAAAAGAUUUAGGUCGUCUGUCUGGUUCAGCUAAAGGCAAACCUAAGAUUGAAGUGUAUGACAAGGAUAAGAAGAAGGGAUCCGGUGGUCUUAUCACUCCUGCUAAGACUUACAACGCUGCUGCAGAUUCUCUUCUUGGGCAAACACCAGCUAAAUCUGAGGACGGUGAGGAGUCAUCGAAGAAGAAAGAUAAGAAAAAGAAGAAGAAGGUCGAAGAAGAAGAGGAAGCAGAGAAGGAGGAACCAUCAAAGAAAAAGAAGAAGAAGAAGGUGGAAGAAGAAGAGGAAGCAGAAAAGGAGGAACCAUCAAAGAAAAAGAAGAAGAAGAAAGCUGAAGCAGAAACUGAAGUUGUAGAGGUUGCAAAGGAGGAGAAGAAGAAUAAGAAGAAGAGAAAGCACGAGGAAGAGGAAACAACUGAAACGCCAGCCAAGAAGAAAGAUAAGAAAGAGAAGAAAAAGAAGAACAAGGACUGAGGGAGAGUAACAGAUUUUGAGAGAUCUGAGUGUAAGAUUAGUGUUUUUUUUUUUGUGGAAUUUGCAUGCCUUAUUAUUAUCUAGAGGAAUAGCUGUUAAGGUGUUUACUUAUUUGCCUGAAAUUAUCAUUUUGAAUGAUGAAUUCAUAUUUAAAUCCUUUACCCUCAGACUUUAUAUUAUGUUCUCUAAUCUCCUUAGAUGAUUAAUUUUGGAA